Molecule: messenger RNA, 2464 nt
Organism: Andrographis paniculata
Lineage: Eukaryota; Viridiplantae; Streptophyta; Magnoliopsida; Lamiales; Acanthaceae
Product: conserved oligomeric Golgi complex subunit 4
Exons: 2
Coding region: 60-2282 (740 amino acids)
Source: RefSeq, a predicted model, not a curated record
UCCUUCAGUGUUCUUUUGGUACUGAAAUUUCUGUUAUUCCCUUGUCUUGCAAGACGGCAAUGGCAGCGACGCCGAUCAGUGACCCAGAUGCCGACGCCCCUACCAGUGUAUCGACUCUGCAAUUCGGAACCUCCGAAGCUCUGGAUCACGUACGGAAAUUGACGGAUGUAGGAGCCAUGACCCGAUUCCUCCAUGAAUGCAUUGCCUACCAGCGAGCCCUAGAUCUGGAACUCGAAACCUUGCUUUCACAGCGCUCCGACCUCGAUCGCCAGCUCUCCAAUCUUCAUAAAUCCGCUGAGAUUUUGGAGAUCGUCAAGGCCGAUUCUUCGUACAUGCUCUCCAAUGUUUCCUCCACCUCUUCUCUAGCCGAUCAGGUCUCAUCCAAGGUUCGUCAUCUCGAUCUUGCUCAAUCGCGCGUUCAAGACACGCUCCUUCGGAUUGACGCCAUUGUCGAGCGAUCCAAUUGUCUUGAUGGAGUCCACAAGUCUCUCCUCGCCGAGGAUUUCGAAUCGGCUGCUUCGUACAUCCAGACUUUUCUGCAAAUUGACUCUAAGUUCAAAGACUCCUCGGCCUCAGAUCAACGCGAGCAGCUUCUUUCCUACAAAAAGCAACUGGAAAGCAUUGCCAAGAAGAGGCUUGCGGCGGCAGUGGAUCAGCGGGACCAUCCAACAAUCCUCCGAUUCAUUAAACUCUACACGCCUCUCGGUCUUGAAGAGGAAGGUUUGCAGGUUUACGUGAGCUACUUGAAAAAGGUCAUCUCCACAAGAUCAAGGACAGAAUUCGAGCAAUUGGUGGAAAAUAUGGAGCAGUCUAACAGUAACACUCAGGUGAAUUUCGUAGCUUGUUUAACAAAUUUGUUCAAGGACAUUGUCUUGGCCACAGAACAGAACAAUGAGAUUCUAAGAAAUUUGUGUGGUGAGGAUGCCAUUGUGUAUGCAAUUUGCGAGCUGCAGGAGGAAUGCGAUUCGAGGGGUUCUAAUAUUUUGAGAAAGUACAUGGAGUAUAGGAAGCUGGCAAAAUUGACAUCUGAGAUCAAUUCAUAUAAGAGUAACUUGCUGUCGGUUGGGGCAGAAGGUCCCGAUCCUAGAGAGGUUGAGCUUUAUCUAGAAGAAAUACUUUCUUUGACACAGUUGGGUGAGGAUUACACUGAGUACAUGGUCUCCAAAAUAAGGAGCUUGACCUCUGUGGAUCCUGAAUUAGGUCCACGGGCGACGAAGGCUUUUAGAAGUGGGAACUUCAGCAAAGUUUCUCAGGAUAUUACCGGGUAUUAUGUCAUUUUGGAAGGAUACUUUAUGGUGGAGAAUGUGAGAAAAGCCAUCCAAAUUGACGAGCAUGUUUUGGAUAGUCUAACCACUUCCAUGGUGGACGAUGUGUUUUAUGUGUUGCAGAGCUGUUGUCGCAGGGCAAUUUCUACCUCCAAUAUCAACUCAGUCAUUGCUGUGCUUAGCAAUGCAGUGAGCCUUUUGGGGGGUGAAUAUAGUGAGGCAUUGCAGCAGAAGAUGAGGGAACCUAACCUGGGAGCAAAGUUGUUUUCAGGUGGUGUUGGUGUGCAGAAGACUGGCACUGAGAUUGCGACAGCCUUGAACAACAUGGAUGUGAGUAGUGAGUAUGCCUUGAAAUUGCGCCACGAGAUUGAAGAGCAGUGUAUGGAGGCAUUUCCCACACCAGCUGACAGAGAGAGAAUCAAAUCCUGCCUGUCUGAAUUGAAUGAGAUGAGCAACAGUUUCAAGAAGUUGCUUAGUGUUGGAAUGGAUCAACUCGUAGCCUCUGUGACACCCCGAAUUCGGCAUUUGUUAGAUGGUGUGGCAACUAUAAGCUACGAACUUUCAGAAUCAGAAUAUGCUGAGAAUGAAGUGAAUGAUCCCUGGGUGCAACGCCUCCUCCACGCUGUUGAAAUAAAUGUUGUCUGGCUUCAGCCACUGAUGACUGCCAACAAUUAUGAUACAUUCAUUCAUCUUUUCAUCGACUUCAUUGUGAAAAGGCUUGAAGUGAUAAUGAUGCAGAAAAAAUUCAGUCAGCUUGGAGGCCUCCAGCUUGAUAGAGAUGUGAGGACACUGGUUAGUCAUUUCUCCAGCAUGACCCAGAGGACUGUUAGGGACAAAUUUUCUCGUCUAACUCAGAUGGCUACGAUUCUGAACUUGGAAAAAGUAUCUGAGAUUUUAGAUUUCUGGGGAGAGAACUCUGGCCCCAUGACAUGGAGACUAACUCCUGCAGAGGUCAGGAGAGUUUUAGGCCUACGAGUGGAUUUCAAACCUGAAGCAAUAGCUGCGCUUAAACUAUAAUUCCAGCUGUGUAUCUCGAAUCACGAUUCCUGUGUUGUUUAUGUUGCUGAUGUGCUAUUUCUUGGUUCAUUUUUGUUUAAUGAAAAGAAUCAUAAAUUACAAGAGUUCGUGGCUUAGGUUAUAUCUUUCUAACAGAUGAUAUAUUUGUGAACAGUCUUCUGUGGCAAAUAAUUUCCAUCAAA